Corylus avellana is the source of this 2608-nucleotide messenger RNA. It is a transcript of the gene PHO1, whose product is annotated as phosphate 1. NCBI's taxonomy places the organism in Eukaryota, Viridiplantae, Streptophyta, Magnoliopsida, Fagales, Betulaceae. The record is from RefSeq and is a predicted model, not a curated record. Gene Ontology annotation, cellular component: membrane. Gene Ontology annotation, biological process: cellular response to phosphate starvation.
UCACUCUCCCCCCUUCAUACACUUCAAGAAACCAAAAUGGUGAAGUUCUCGAAGGAGCUUGAAGCUCAAAUCAUUCCCGAGUGGAGGGAGAAAUUCGUGAAUUACCGCCACUUGAAGAAACAAAUCAAGAGAAUCAAGCUUUCUAGAUUGCCCAAACAACCUCAAGACGUUAAUGGCGAAUUCGGUCUCUCCAUUUUCGACCCAAUUCGAUACUUGACGAACAAAAUCUAUAACAAGUUCCACGAUCCCGAUAACAAGUCGACCGAUAUAAUUCAGGUCAAGAAUAAAACCAUGGAGGAUAGUGAGGAGGAGGUUUAUGAAACUGAGCUUUCUCAGCUGUUUACUGAGGAGGAUGAGGUAAUAAUGUUUUUUGCGAAAUUGGAUGAUGAGCUCACUAAGGUGAACCAAUUUUACAAGAAAACGGAGGGUGAGUUGCUUGAGAGAUGGGAGAAUAUCCACAAGCAGCUUCAGAUUUUGCUUGAACUCAAGCAAAUUAUCAAUGACCGUCGCCGGAAAAGCUCUCCGUCGAGUCCCAACUCCCUAAGUUCUCCUCGUUCUUGGUUAUCUCCGGCCCGGAGUUCUAAUUACUCGGAAGGGUCGAUUGAAUUGGCUGAAAGCCCUACUGAUCAGAGCUCGGAGACAGAAGAAGCAAUAGCAUCAUUACAAAGAAAUGGUGUGAGUUUCGUUAACUUGGAAACAAGGACAAAAACAAAGCAAGGGAAACAUAAGAUGGCCAUGAAGAUAGACAUUCCGGCAACGACAACAACAAGGGCAAUCGCCGCCCUUACAUCGAUAGUACUGUGGGAAGAUUUAGUUAAUAAUCCCAGAAAAGAAGGCUCCGGUGAAUUCAUUAAUCGAAAGAAGGUUCAAUGCGCUGAGAAGACUAUAAGAAGCGCAUUUGUUGAGCUCUACAAAGGCCUUGCUCUACUCAAAACUUACAGCUCACUAAAUAUGGUGGCAUUCACAAAGAUACUGAAGAAAUUCGAUAAGGUAUCCAACCAGCAAGCUUCGGUAAAUUAUCUAAGAGCCGUGAAGGAAUCCCCUUUUAUUAGCUCUGGCAAGGUUGUUAGACUGAUGGACGAUGUGGAAACCAUAUUCACAAAGCACUUCGCCAACAAUGACAGGAAAAAGGCGAUGAAAUUCUUGCGCCCCCAACAGCCAAAAACAUCUCACAUGCUCACCUUCUUUGUUGGAUUGUUUACUGGUUGUUUUGUGUCCCUAUUUAUUAUAUAUGCAUUCUUAGCACACUUGUCGGGUAUAUUCUCCUCCCCUUAUAGACAACAAAAGGAAUAUAUGGAAACAGUAUACCCAGUUUUCAGCAUAAUUGCUUUGCUGAGUUUGCAUUUGUUCAUGUAUGGAUGCAAUUUGUUCAUGUGGAAGAAUACAAGGAUCAACUACAACUUCAUCUUUGAAUUCUCACCCACUACAUCCCUCAAGUACAAAGAUGCCUUCCUCAUUUGCACCACCUUCAUGACCAUUGUGGUCGGAGCCAUGGUUGUCCACCUCCUUUUACGGGCCACCGACGUCUUUCCUUCUAGACAAGUUGAUACAAUUCCUGGAAUUCUUGUGUUGUUUUUCUUUGCACUGCUCAUUUGCCCAUUUGACAUCUUCUACCGCCCGACACGCUACUGUUUCCUCCGUAUAAUUCGUAACAUAGUCUGCUCUCCAUUUUAUAAGGUUAUGUUGGUAGACUUUUUCAUGGCCGACCAACUUACUAGCCAGAUUCCCUUACUGAGGCACAUGGAAUCCGCAGCCUGCUACUUUCUUGCAGGAAGUAACAGAACACACAAUUACAGUGCCUGCGACCUCAAAUCCGGAAGGAUAUUCAGGGAGCUAGCUUAUGUCAUUUCUUUUUUGCCAUACUUUUGGCGUGCAAUGCAGUGUGCAAGACGAUGGUUUGAUGAAUGUAACGUGGACCAUUUGGCUAACAUGGGGAAGUAUAUUUCAGCCAUGGUGGCAGCCGGUGCCAGGUUGACAUAUGAUAAACAUAAUAAAUUAAACCUCUGGUUUGCCGUACUUACUUCUGUGGUGGCUACUCUAUAUCAGUUGUACUGGGAUUUUGUUAAGGACUGGGGGCUUCUCAAACCCAACUCCAAAAACCUCUGGCUUAGAGAUGAUUUAAUUCUCAAGAAAAAAUGCAUCUACUACAUUUCCAUAGCCUUUAACAUUGUUCUAAGAGUUGCGUGGGUGGAGUCCGUACUUAGGUUGCCUAGAGAACCAUAUGCUGAGCAACGGUUGCUAGAUUUUUUCCUGGCUUCAUUGGAAGUUAUUCGUCGUGGACAUUGGAACUUUUAUAGGUUGGAGAAUGAGCAUCUGAACAACGUGGGAAACUACAGGGCAAUGAAGGAAGUUCCAUUACCAUUCCAGGAGACAGAUUCUGAUGGGUGAAUCGUUGCUUAGACAGCAUGCAUGCAUGCAUGUACAGACGCCCGUACGUCCAUGACAAGCUGGCCAGUCAUUUUAAAUAACAAAACGGCUCGUCAUCUCCAUUACAUAUAAUCUCAAUUCUAAGGCGCCAAUUGUUAUGAAGAAUUAAAGCGCGUGUUAAGACAAUAAUGUUUAAUUUUCUUGUACAAUUAACAAACAGGCAUUCUGAGUUGAACAUAAA